AUGCGUGCGCCUCGACGAGCGCUGCGUCCUCCAAGUCCAGCGCCAGCCAGCGACUCGAACUGCACCAGUCCGCAGUAUCAGGCCGUGUCCACGCCUACACGCACGAGCGCUCAAGAGUUCGAUCUGUUAGUGGACGAAGUAGCUCGUAGUCGCAGCCACUCGCACGCUCUAUCGGCGAUAUUAGGGGCUAAUGGUCGAGUCUCGGCGUCAGCGUCCACGUCCAUGGACUGGAGAACGUCCAGUCAAGCUCUACUCCAACUGGCAAACUCCUCGACACAAAUACAACGCGAACAGGUCGCAGAGAACGAGGAAAAGACGGAAUUACCCGUUCGACUGGUCAAUUGGAGACGACAACGACGUCGUUGGAAGAAAAUCCUCUUCUGGGCAGGGGCGGUGGUGGUUUUCAUUGGCUUUUUUGCAUUAAGUUUCGCAGCUCCGAAGCACGUGGAGACAUUGGCACCAAUUGUAUUGGGGGCAGGACUGAGUCUGGUGUCGACGCUAUUGGUGCUCGUGUCGUUUCUAAGGAGACGGAGGCUGAGACGGAGACCCAAUGAACUGCUGGCUUUUGUAGCGUUGAGUGAGUUCGGACUGGCGUUGCUGACGCUGGUGCACGUACUCACGCUGUGUAGUGCAGAGGACGGGGGUUGUCGUCCGAUGGGGUUGACUAUGUGCAGUGUAUCAGCGAGUCUGGAGAUGUUCAUGUUGUUGGCAGGGGUUGGCUGGUUUGGAGCUGCAAUUUUACAUCUCUUCGUAUCAGUAUCGAACCCUUUUGCAAGCUACAAGCGGCAAUUGGUGCUCUACCACAUCGUAGUCUGGGGCCUUUCGCUGGUUGCGAGUGUUGCAACACCAUUGAUUCUUUUCUCAAGCCACUCGCAGGAUAAAUUUCCACUCUCAGACGCUCAAGUUUGUCGGAUGGUGGCGUUGAUCCUGCCGCUGUUACCUUCCGACGCUGGAGAGUCUAUAUCCAAUAGAACACGCAGAUUGGCGCAAUGGCAGGAGCUCAACUUGGAGUUUUGGGGGUUAUUAGUCGCUAUCGUGGUGCUGGUAGUGGUUGCUGCUCAACUGAGUCUCGUGGUUGGCUGGUGGAGGUCAAACAGCGGCACUAUUAUCGCUCUUAAAGCUCGUCGCCGCCUUAUGAAGCGUAUGGCCAUCUACGUCCAUGCACUGAACGCAAUGUGGCUCGUAUUAUUAGUGGUUUUCUUCAUCUAUCGAUCCAAUGCGAGCGCUCUCGACUACAUUCAAGUGGAAGGCGCUGGGCCGACUGGAGGAAUGAAUUUCUUGAACGCUUUCUUCCACUUUGUGCUCACGGGUAAAGGCUUCGUGACUGGAAUGGUGUGGCUUAGUGUGAACAAGCCUUGCUGUGCUUUGGGUCUACUGUUUUGUGGCUUGCAUCAAUGCAAAGACAGCGAUGAUAGUCCGUCAUUAGGACAAUCAGCUUCAAAUUCGUCCCAGUCAGCGUCGAUAUCGAGGUCGUCUAACCGAGAUAUUGGGGUUCAAAGAGCGAACCAAGCAGCGAUACUCUCCGAAACAGUCAUGUCUAUGGAGGCAGGUGUAUUGGCUCCACAUGAGACGCCGAUGUUGUCUCCGUCAUCGACUGUAUCGAACUUCGAGGCGCACGAAAGUGUGCGAGAAAGCAGUGCGUUAAGACCACAAGAACAACACUCGUUACCAACACUCUCGUCAGUGUUAGAACCUGCAGCUACAGCUAGAUCGAGUCGUUCAUCUUCUUCCUCGUACGAAGCGUCCACAGUGGAGUCGUACGAGGCCUCGCAGAACAACGAAACUUUGCAGCGCGAGAUUAUUUAUUACACAGUGUGUGGCAUCACUAAGGCCAUCAUCCGGUCGGCUGAACGUGCACGAUCGUCCAGUGUUAACACCGAAUCGGGUGCAGUAGCAGGAGAAGAGAACGCGCCUAAUUCACGAGAUCGAGACGGUGGAUUGGUGGAAACGACGCUGUUUGUAGGCGCCGAGAGGGACUCGACACUCGUCAACAGCUCGUUCAUCUCACACGUGCAGAGCGUGACGAUCCUCUCGUCGCCUCGAGCUUAUUGUGAGCCGCGAGUAUCACUUCCCGUCUCUACUCUGCGCCGUUCACUAGCUGCGUUUGAAGAGGAGAGAGUGUACGUUCCUCGUCCGACUUCAUUCACUGCAGCAUCAACGUUGGAGUAUUCGAGUAUCUGGCGCCAACCUCAUCUUCACCACAGUCGCAGUCAAGAACAUCCGAGUCCUCAAAGCGGUAGACUCAGUCUCACAGCCAGCAACGUCAUGUUCCGCACGUUCCAGCAAACACCGGGGAGGUUUUCACUCUACCCAGUCUCUCAAGUGCCUUUCGAGUUGUUCGAGCAGGAGAUUGAGCUGCAAAGUACCAGAUCUUCAGUCGACGAGCCAAUUGAAGGACGAUCCACACGUUCAGCCGUGUUUGCAGGCUUACGUCGCACUGCCACGUCAGCUUUCAGUCAAGGGAGAGGUGUAUUCCGUAGUCGAAGCGGAAGCACUGAACCUGCAGAUUCCUCGAGGAACACAAUGACUCGUGAAUUUCUACCGGAUGAUCCAAAACCCAAGGUGUUUGUGGACUAUGCUCCACGUGAGUUUCGAGCCAUUAGACUGGCGUUUGGACUCUCAGAUGAAAAGUAUUUGGCGAGCUUCCGUACCACAGCAAAGGAGCGAGUAAGUGCGGGAUCAAGUGGAGCAUUCAUGUUCUUCUCGGGAGAUAAUUCGCUGCUAGUGAAGAGUCUGAAGGAGAAAGAGUGUCGCGCUCUAGUGGAGAUGGCCCCAGCAUACGCUCAAUACCUCACAGCGAACCCUCACUCACGUUUGAUCCGGUUCUUUGGCUGCCAUCGCGUUCGUCUUUAUGGUCGCAAUUUCUACUUUGCAGUCAUGUCGAAUGUCUUGCAUAGCGAGCGCCACACUGCUACGAUCACAGAGAAAUACGACGUCAAAGGUUCAUGGGUGGACCGUCGUGCACGUAGACCGCAACGUGGUGAUCGCGUCACUUGUGCAGAGUGUGACGCGACGUACAUUUUCGACGAAGGAGAGUCACCCCUGGAUACCGACGUGGAUCGCGUGUCCACAGAUGACCACACUGUACCGCAGUUUCCUUUUCAUGUUCACCGUCCCGACAUUGUGUUCAAAGACUUGGAUCUGGAACGCUCGCUGCAAUUACCUCGCCACAUUGCUGUUCAUUUACACGCUCAGAUCGUCUCAGAUUGCGAGUUUCUACGAGAUAUUGGCAUUAUGGACUACUCGUUGCUUAUUGGCAUCCACAAGUGCCACUUUCGAGCUCCUCGUCCGGGUAACGUGACAGGAAUCGGUUCAUCAACAGACUUCGAUGAAGUAUUCAACCGUGAACUGAAUAGCGGCGUGAACCUUGCUCCUCUUGGAGAUAAUGAGGUGUACUUCGUGGGUAUUAUCGACAUUCUCCAGCAAUGGGACUGGGAAAAGCAGUUUGAGAAGGCUGGUAAAGUGUUACUGGGCAAGUCUGCUCGUGGGAUCUCGGCUGUUGCGCCUACUACUUACUGUCGUCGAUUCCAGGCACGUUGCGCUCAGAUUUUACUUGGUGGCCCAGCCCCUGAAAAUCUGGAUCUGGACUGUGAAAAUGAUGGGAACGCUGCGAAUGUUAAAGAGACCAAGUCUCGCCCAAACUCGAAGAAUAUCAAGGAGAUGGCGAUGACCAACCUUAUCAACGACAAAGCGUAAUUGCUUACUGGGAACGAAGUAGGCUGACCAGGGUUUCCUUACUCUAGUAGUAGGUGUUUGUUUUUAUUUGAAUGUGUUUCUUUCUUUAAGCUGCAGGAUUGAAUCGUUUAUAAACAUUUUAACCACGUAAAAACACUGAUAAGAUCCACAUUCAAAUAGAUUCAAGUACAUGUGCA
Phytophthora nicotianae INRA-310 is the source of this 3872-nucleotide messenger RNA. RefSeq lists its product as hypothetical. The transcript has a single exon. Lineage: Eukaryota; Oomycota; Peronosporomycetes; Peronosporales; Peronosporaceae. Gene Ontology annotation, biological process: phosphatidylinositol metabolic process; cell surface receptor signaling pathway; G protein-coupled receptor signaling pathway. Bases 1 to 3696 code for a protein of 1231 amino acids. Gene Ontology annotation, molecular function: G protein-coupled receptor activity; phosphatidylinositol kinase activity. Gene Ontology annotation, cellular component: membrane. The record is from RefSeq and is a predicted model, not a curated record.